This is a messenger RNA of Neurospora crassa OR74A, 873 nucleotides long. Its product is annotated as short-chain dehydrogenase/reductase. Gene Ontology annotation, cellular component: endoplasmic reticulum; lipid droplet. NCBI's taxonomy places the organism in Eukaryota, Fungi, Ascomycota, Sordariomycetes, Sordariales, Sordariaceae. Gene Ontology annotation, molecular function: acylglycerone-phosphate reductase (NADP+) activity; triacylglycerol lipase activity. Gene Ontology annotation, biological process: triglyceride catabolic process; phosphatidic acid biosynthetic process. The transcript is spliced from 6 exons. The record is from RefSeq and is a predicted model, not a curated record. Bases 1 to 873 code for a protein of 290 amino acids.
AUGGCGCCUCAGUCAACAAAAUUUGCCCUGAUCACAGGGUGCGGUGCCGGUGGUAUUGGAGAGGCCCUCAUCCUAGAAUAUCUGCGCCGCGGCAUCCACCCUAUCGCCACACUCCUCCCCUUCGAGUCGAGCGAGCAUCUUGACAAAGCUGGCAUUACUUGGUUCAAACUGGAUGUUACCAACGAGGAGUCCGUUGUUCAGUUGAAGAAGGAUGUUUCUGAGCUGACCAAAGGCCGCUUGGAUUUCCUUGUUAACAAUGCCGGCAUUUGCUACACAAUGACAGCCAUUGACACCGAUGUCAAGUCUGUUCAACGCAUGUUUGAUGUCAACCUGUUUGGGCCCAUGCGAAUGGUGCAUCAUUUCCAUGAUAUGCUAAUCGCGUCCUCUGGCAUCAUUGUUAACAUUGGCUCCAUUGGCGGUGUUGUGCCAUUCGUUUAUGGCUCAUCCUACAACGCCUCCAAGGCAGCUCUUGCGCACUGGGGUAACAGUCUGCGCGUAGAGUUGGCACCGCUCGGCGUCAGAGUGUUAGUGAUCAUCUCCGGAGAAGUCGGCACCAACAUCCUAAAGAACGACCACGGAAGGACCCUGCCCGAGGGGUCAUACUACUCUCCUAUGGCCGAAGAGUUCAAGAACCACGUCCACAGGACGCCCGAUGCUGCCACCGAUCGCUUCGUCUACGCCAAGAACGUCGUUGGCGAGUCCCUCAAGAAGUCCCCCACAACAUGGUUCUGGACAGGGAGCUACUCGGGCGUCAUUCGCUUCUUGCAUACCUUCUUCCCCAAGACAGUGUUUGAUCGCUGGUUCUCGAGCUUGUUCAACUUGGCUAAGCUGAAAGAAGCGCAUGAUGCGGCGAUGAAGAAGAAGGUGGCUUGA